UACGCAUAUAUAAUACUAAGUCAUUCACAGGCUGUGAGUUAAGCCAGUUGCUAUCAACGCAAUCACCAUAUAUAUAUUGGUAUAUAUAUUGGUAGAAACUGUGACAGACGGAGCAGAUCAAUUGGCUUCCUCUGUGGAGAGGAUUUUGGUUUUUCCCGACUGAUCCGAGGAAAUCGGCUGAUGGCAAACCUGCAAAUAGUGCCAGCGGGGAUCACGAAUGUUGUUGAGGCCCAAUACGUAGAGAUGAAGGUGCCUCUUUAUUCUUACGGGUGCGAGAAGAAAGUCAAGAAGGCCCUAGCCCAUCUCAAAGGUAUAUACUCGAUCAUGGUGGAUUACCAAGAGCAAAAGGUGACGGUGUGGGGAAUAUGCAACAAGUACGCUGUGCUGGCAAGCAUCAGAAACAAGCGCAAAGGAGCCUAUUUUUGGAAACCCGAAGACAGCACCCAACUUCUAGCACUGGAGAAAUUACAAACGCCGCCAUCCUCGCCCCAAUCUGAUUCAUGUCCAAAUCCGAAGCCCACUUCCGCUUCCGCUCCAUCUUUGGCCCUCGUCACCAAAGGUUUAGGUCGGUCACUCAGCUGGAAAACUUGGAAGAAGGUCUUCAUCAGGUCCUACUCCUUUUAAUUAGUAUUGUCCUCUUUUUUUCCCUUGGGUUAACGUGUUGCUUCAAGAUAUUCCCGGCGGCUGUCUUCAACUGAAAUACUGAAACAUUGCCAACCAUUUUGGUUUUCUGGUCCAUUUCUCUAUUCUG
Messenger RNA from Coffea arabica (coffee), 751 nucleotides. The record is from RefSeq and is a predicted model, not a curated record. NCBI's taxonomy places the organism in Eukaryota, Viridiplantae, Streptophyta, Magnoliopsida, Gentianales, Rubiaceae.